AUGAUUAAGAAACCAUUGGCAACUAUGCCAACAUUGAAUAGUCGAAGAAUACGGUUAGUCUUAACAUUGGGUCUACUAUUGCUAUGUUUAAUUAAAACCAUUCAUCUUAAAUUGACAUCACCUUUAAAUCAAGCAUAUUUAGAAUAUCAAGCAUUACAAUUACAACAAUUGAGUAAUUUUAACCCGAAAAAUAAUUUAAUAGAAUUAUUUGAUUAUUUAAAUACUUGGCAUCUUAAUAAUACUUUAAAAGAUCAUCAACACAGCAAUCCAAAAUAUCAAGUUGAUAAAGUAUCUACCAUUGGUGAUUCCCAUGGAGUUUAUUUCCAUUGGGAUGAUUGGGUUGAUUUAUCCCUUGGUAACAAAAAAUUAGAUAAAGUACGACAACGAAAUAGUAAAGGGCAGGAUCACCUGGAUGAUGAUGAAGAUGAAGAUCAACUAGAGGUAGAUGAUAAUGAAUGUGAUGCUAGUUUAUUACAUUAUGCUAAUGUUAAUGCUCAUAGAUUAGAAUCAUUAGAAACAAAACAUAUUCGAGGUCGAUGCCAACUAUAUUGUCUGUUCCCAAUACCUCAAAGAAUUAUUGCUACUACUGACAAUUUAUUUAUUGAAAUACCCGUGAUUGGCAAAAAACGACUUGGCAUACAAGUUAGUACUACUAACAAUGAUAAAAAGUUUACUACAACUACGAAAUUGGUUUCCACAAUGGAAAAUUUACAAAAUAAUUUCCGCCAACACUACCACAACCAACAAAACCUUCAUACCUCUGAAGAACCUCAAUUGCUAAUUAGAAACAUAACACGAUUACAACCAAAAAUUGAUAAUUUAUCUGUCAAAGAUUUUGUUUUCAAUAUAGAUUCAGAAAUUGAAAAAUUACAAAUUGCUAAUCUCACCACUGAAAAUGGACUCAAUCAAACUGAUUUGAGUCGAUUGAAUUUUUAUCAACAAGCUAAUGCAUUAGUUGAUAAAACUGAUAGACAUUUCAAAUAUGCUUGGGUAUUUACUGAUAUUAUUCAAGGUUAUACCCAUCAUAUUGCUUAUCCAUUUUUCAAUCGUUACAUUAGUGAUAGAGAACGACAAUCAGUAUUACAUCAUAUGAUCCGUGUAUGGUUUCAAUUAAUGGAAACCUAUGGAUAUACCAGUUGGAUCAAUUAUGGGAAUUUAUUAGGAUGGAAAUUCAAUGGAUUGAAUAUGCCGUGGGAUACUGAUAUUGAUGUACAAAUGCCAAUUGUUGAAUUAGACAGAUUAGCAAUGAAUUUGAAUCAAACAUUAAUUAUUGAAAAUCCAAGAUUUGGUAAUGCUAGAUAUUGGUUAGAAAUAUCUCCUAGUUAUAUACGUCAAGGGAAUGGGAAAAAUCAUAUUGAUGCUAGAUUUAUCGAUAUUCAUAGUGGAUUAUACAUUGAUAUCACUGGAUUAUCUACUGAAGAAAUGAUACCCGAACCAGCAACAACAACAGCGACAACAACAAAAGGGGAAGUAAACCAAUCUAAUGAGGAUGAAAAUGAUGUUGCAGCCUCUUCUUCUUCAAUUGCUGUGCAUUGUAAGAAUUGGAAUUGGCAUAAAUUGAAUGAAUUAUUACCUUUAAAACAAGCAUUUUUCGAAGGUUCAUCAGUUUAUAUUCCUAAUAAUGUAUCAACCAUCUUGUUGAACAAAUAUGGCGAUGAUGCCUUGAGUGAUUAUAAAUUUCAUAAUCAUAUUUAUUAUCCAGAUAUUUCCAUGUGGAUAAAUAAUGAUAUUUGUCAAUUAGAAAGAAAUACUGGGGUGAUUGGUGGUAUAAAUCUUGGUGUCAAUAUUAAAAAUUGGAACCCAACUACUAAUACUAAUAAUAAUAACAAUGAAGGAGAAGAAAAAUCGCCUAUAGAAUCUUCAUGUGAUUUAAAAUAUAUUCAAGAUGAAUAUAAUAUUAUUAAAGAAUCAGUAAUGAGACAUCAAUAUUUGGAAAAUUUGAAUCUUGAAGAUAAACAACAUCAACAUGAACAACAACAACGCCAAAAAGAAGAAAUGAUUAGUAGGUUGAAUAAUUUACCUAUUUUUAGAAAAGAUCCUUGGGAUUAUUAUUAUGAUAUAAAUCAUAAUUUAGUCACUAAUGAUCGAUGGUAUGUUAAAAUUGAAGAAGUUGCUGUAUAA
Molecule: messenger RNA, 2121 nt
Organism: Candida albicans SC5314
Lineage: Eukaryota; Fungi; Ascomycota; Pichiomycetes; Serinales; Debaryomycetaceae
Exons: 1
Coding region: 1-2121 (706 amino acids)
Source: RefSeq, a predicted model, not a curated record